Molecule: messenger RNA, 770 nt
Organism: Ilex paraguariensis (yerba mate)
Lineage: Eukaryota; Viridiplantae; Streptophyta; Magnoliopsida; Aquifoliales; Aquifoliaceae
Source: the annotation of a GenBank genome assembly
AUGAAGAUGAAGAAAGAAGAUAGUUUCCGAGGACUAGGGAGUAGUCGCAUGACAGAUAUGGCUAGCCCUGGAGGAAACAAAGUUCUACCAAUUAGUGAGGCAGCACUAUCACCCCCAACAAACUUGAAUGAGCAGUGUGCCAUGGUGGAAAAUAAAGAUAAGGCUAAGGCUGACAAAUCCAAAACCAUUUCCAGAAUGAAGGAGCUAUUGAGAUGGGCUGCUGCUGCUGCCAGGUCUGAGAAGGGAGGAAACUACAUUAGUCGAAAGGUUUUACACUUUCGGAAUAGAGCAACACUCAAGGCAGUACCAUAUGAUGAUCAACUUAGCAAUGACUCUCCUAAGAUCAGUUUCAGAUGGGAUGUGGGAAGUUUCUCUACCACUUCCUCUGCUUUCUCCGCAAUUUCAUUGGCUUCCUUCACGAAAAAUGAGCAGUCCAUGGACAUGCCUUCUUUAAACUCCACUCCCAUCCAUCAUAGAGAUCCUAGAAGAGGAAAUUGGAUCACUACUGACUCUGAAUUUGUGGUGCUAGAGCUUUGAAGAUUAGGUGUGAAAGUCUACAAUCGUUGAACCAACUGCUUAGCAAUUGUAUCAGUGUUACUGCUGAAUGAGUUUUUGUUCAUUUCUGGAGAUUAGAGGGCUUAAAUGUAAACAUCAAUUCAAGGAUGUUAUAUGUAUUCUUCUAUGAGACUGGCCUUACAAUUAGGAAGACGAAAGGAGUAUUUUCAAGUUCAUCUACCUGGAUUUGUUGAUGAUUAUCACAUACAUUUUGG